Messenger RNA from Aspergillus vadensis CBS 113365, 1280 nucleotides. RefSeq lists its product as uncharacterized. The transcript has 2 exons. Bases 28 to 1083 code for a protein of 351 amino acids. Lineage: Eukaryota; Fungi; Ascomycota; Eurotiomycetes; Eurotiales; Aspergillaceae. The record is from RefSeq and is a predicted model, not a curated record.
CAACAAUCCACAUAUACAACCACCACAAUGCCUCACAAACACAAGCGCCGUGAGAAGGAUGCCAACACCUACGACCUCCCCCCCACCGUAAUCGCCAAACCCCUUCCCGUCCGCGAUCCCUCCAAACCCACCAAAGGCAAAGGCAAAGGAGGCAAAGGAGGCAAGGGCGGCAAACCACAAACACCAGCCAAACCCACAAAUAAAGCCAUCGGGGAACGCAAGGUCAAAUCCAAAUCUACCUCAGAAUGGGCCGACGACACUCCGCGCGCAUUCCGCCAUCUACUACAACUUCAGCAGAAGCAACAAAACGGCGCACAGCAGAAGAAGCGUAAACGCAACGGGAAUAACGAUUCCGAUUCAUCAGACUCCGAUGAAGAUGUCCCUCAGACAAACAACAAGAACAACAAGAAGAAGAAGGCCGCUACAUCCACUACCACUACCACACCCACCACUACAGAAACCUCUCAAGCCGAAGAAAAGGCCGUAAAACCGCAAAUCCUUCCUGGGGAGAAGCUCUCCGACUUCGCGGCGCGUGUCGAUCGCGAAAUGCCCCUCUCCAACAUGUCACGCAGCACGAAACCCUCCGCGACAGAUGUGCCCAAGAUCCGCGAAACGCGGGUGACGAAGCAUGAGAAGCAUCUGCUACGACUGCAAUCGCAAUGGCGGAAGGAAGAGUUGGAGAUAUUAGAGAAGGAGGCGGCGGAGCGGGAAGAGCGCGAAGAGGAGAUGGAGGAGCAGUUGCGGCUGUGGAAGGAGUGGGAGGCAGAGGGAGGCAAGAGGAAGGCGAAGAAGAAGGGAGUUCAGAAACAGCAGCAGGCGAAGGUGGAGGCGGAUCCGUGGGCGAAGUUGAAGAAGGAACGGAUGAAUAAACAGAUUAGUCCGUUGGAUGUGGUGCAGGCGCCGCCGCAAUUGACGAAGCCGAGAGAGGUGUUUAAGGUGCGGGGAGGGGCGAAGGUAGAUGUUGCGAAUGUGCCUGCUGCUGGUGGAGCGACGAGUUUGAGGCGCAGAGAGGAGUUGGCGAAUGAGCGGAGGAAUAUUGUUGAGGAGUAUCGGAGGUUGAUGGCUGAGAAGAGGAGGGGGUAGUAAUCCCUCUUUCUAUGGAAUUAUUCGGAAAGUAUAGGUAUAGGUGGAGGAUGCAUUGUUGUAGAUAAUAACUACCAAUACCCCUAGAAGAAGAUUUGAAACACGUCUGAAAAUGCUUUUUUAUAUAUACAAGAUACACAUCAUGUCUAAGUAUGUCCCAGAUAUCAAAAAGAAAAGAAACAAAAACACCAAUGCUC